This is a messenger RNA of Effrenium voratum, 852 nucleotides long. The record is from the annotation of a GenBank genome assembly. Lineage: Eukaryota; Dinophyceae; Suessiales; Symbiodiniaceae.
AUGUCAGGAAAAGUGCGAGUCUUACACUUGCUGUGCAAGAACUGCAACUCCCGCAAUCCGGUCUCCAGACGCACUGGUGAAUCCACUGCGAGUGUCUCGGUGGAAUCAGCACAUGCCGAGCUCAAGGCAAUCAUGGAGAAGCUGAACGGCAAAUCGGGGCAGGACUUGGUCGAUGCUUUUGCCAAAGAGGCGCAAGCCCGCAGCGACUGCGGUUCUUACGCCCAGGGAGGCGACUUGGGACACUUUGGGCCCGGUGAGAUGCAGAAAGAAUUUGAGGAAGCAUCUUUCAAACUUGAAGUCGGGCAGAUGAGCGGCAUUAUUGACUCGCAGAGUGGCAGUCACAUCAUCCUCCGUGGAAAGCUGAGUCAUGUUGAUGACAGUCGCAUGGACUCACAUGUUGCGGUGCUCCCGUGUCACCUGUUGAGGCAUAGGGUGAGAGGCCGGAAAGCUGCUGGAGAAAGCGCCAGCACUAAUUCAAGCUGUAUAUAUACGUCUCGUGGCCGAAGGGGGAAAAACAUCCAGCUGACUGGCGGCUUCACCGUGCAUGUCCGUAGAGGGCUAAGUUUUUUGGUCGCUUGGCAGCCCGCCAGUGCUGUUGCCGUUCUCGCGCACCCCCGCAUAUGCGAAAACGUGGCAUUGUUCCCGCGCGGCGCACGCGUGUUUCUGCCAGCUCCCAGCGCGAAGCUGCGCCUGUUGCGUUGCUGGACGGCUGGCCGAGCUGGCGCUCGAUGUGGGCUGGUCGCUCUCCGUUGGUUGGGUGUUGGGGUCGCACCGAUCGCAGCCUGGUGGUUCGCCCGGGCCAGCCUCCAAAUGCCCGCCACUUGCUUGCAGGCGCCGGUCCAACUGAGCUGA